Penicillium manginii is the source of this 1470-nucleotide messenger RNA. RefSeq names its product aminotransferase-like domain-containing protein. Gene Ontology annotation, biological process: L-tyrosine biosynthetic process; aromatic amino acid catabolic process. The coding region runs from base 1 to 1470 and encodes 489 amino acids. NCBI's taxonomy places the organism in Eukaryota, Fungi, Ascomycota, Eurotiomycetes, Eurotiales, Aspergillaceae. The transcript has a single exon. The record is from RefSeq and is a predicted model, not a curated record. Gene Ontology annotation, molecular function: aromatic-amino-acid:2-oxoglutarate transaminase activity; pyridoxal phosphate binding; L-2-aminoadipate:2-oxoglutarate transaminase activity.
AUGCAUCUGGAGCAUGACAAAAGACAUGACUUCCUCGUCGAAAAGCUUCCACCGACAGACCUUGGCGCUUAUAAGAGACUGGCAAAACGAUGGGAUCAUCGACUGAGUUAUGAGAGCCUAACACAAGGGGCUUCGCCCCUAAAAGACUCUUCUAAGACACUCAACCCUUCAGCGACUAUCCCAUUCAGCACAGGAAGACCAACAUCGCUAUAUUUUCCAUGGCAAUCCAUGAUAAUGGCUGAAACUGAAGAGUGUCGUCAAUCCCAAGGAUUUAACUACCGAACACAACGCAUGGAAUGCCAAAAGGGAGAAACAGCGUUUGACCUUUCAUGUGCUUUGAACUAUGCCGAGCCUGCGGGCUGCAGCCAAUUAGUUGAUUUUUUUCGGAAGAAUACUGGUCUCAUUCAUAAUCCUCCUUAUCAAGACUGGGACACAACCCUCACAUGUGGAUCGACUUCUGCUAUCGAAAUGGCCCUGCGCAUGUUUUGCAACCGGGGAGAUUGGGUCUUGACUGAAACCUUUACCUACUCGGGGACGCUUAUGGCCCUACGAGCCCAAGGGUUGAAGACGCAGGGCAUCGAAAUGGACGAUGAUGGCUUAAUACCAGAAGAUUUGGACACUAAACUUCGAUUCUGGGACACAGCACAAGGUCGCAAACCUUUCUUCCUCUAUAUUAUUCCGUCUGGACAGAAUCCAACGGGGACAACCCAGUCCACAGCUCGCAAGCAUGCAAUUUACCAAGUUGCUGAAAAGCACGAUCUAGUGAUCCUUGAAGAUGACCCGUACUUCUUUUUGCGACUCAGUGGGUCAUCGUCCUCAUUAUUGGAUACCCGACCAUUUGACAGAUUGCGAACAUCACUGCCGACUUCAUAUCUGUCCCUUGACAAGUCUGGUCGUGUUAUUCGUGUAGAAUCCACUUCCAAAAUAUUCGCUCCAGGUCUUCGAUGUGGCUGGCUUACAGCCAGCAAGCAAAUCAUCGAAACAUUCGCCAACUUUGCUGAAGUGGGACCUUCAUCGCCCAGUGGACCAUCACAGGUAAUGCUGUACAAGCUACUUGUUGAGAAAUGGGGCCAAGAAGGCUUCGUUGACUGGAUAAGUCAUUUAUCAGGAGAGUACCGGUUACGAAGAGACAUCAUGAUUGCCGCAUGUGAGAAGCAUCUUCCCAAGAAUAUUUGUACAUGGACGACACCAACUCAUGGAAUGUUCUUGUGGGUUACUGUGAAUUUACAGAAAUACCCCCACUGUGUAGAGAAGCGAGCAGAGCAGCAAUGCGACCAUAUUGAAAACAAAAUUGCAGAGCGGGCAGAGGCUCAUGGGGUUCUUGUUGCAAGGGGAAGUUGGUUCAAUGUUGAGAGCUUCACGGACAAAGUAUUCUUUAGGAUGACGUUUGUUGCUACAGAUUCGCAGGACAAUCUCGAGCAGGGUGUUGAGAAGUUUGGCAGAGCUGUGAAGGAGGAGUUUAGGAUGUAG